UUACGAACUCAAUCUUUUGCAGUUCUGUUGCUAGAGAAGAUGGAAUAUGAUGACAUUUGUAACAAAACUCUGAAGAUUACAGACUUUGGUCUGGCUAGAGAGUGGCACAGAACAACCAAAAUGAGUGCAGCAGGGACUUAUGCGUGGAUGGCUCCAGAAGUGAUCAAGUCCUCCAUGUUUUCUAAAGGAAGUGAUAUUUGGAGUUACGGAGUGUUGCUGUGGGAACUGCUUACAGGAGAAGUUCCUUACCGUGGCAUUGAUGGCCUUGCUGUGGCUUACGGAGUUGCUGUCAAUAAACUUACUCUGCCCAUUCCAUCCACCUGCCCUGAACCAUUUGCAAAACUAAUGAAAGAAUGCUGGGAGCAGGACCCUCAUAUCCGACCAUCGUUUGCCUUAAUUCUUGAACAGCUUACUGCCAUUGAAGGGGCAGUUAUGACUGAAAUGCCUCAAGAGUCUUUCCAUUCCAUGCAAGAUGACUGGAAGUUGGAAAUUCAACAGAUAUUCAAUGAAUUGAGGACCAAGGAAAAAGAGCUUCGAUCGCGAGAAGAAGAGUUGACAAGAGCAGCUCUUCAGCAAAAAUCUCAAGAAGAAUUACUUAAGCGCCGUGAGCAACAGUUAGCAGAACGUGAGAUCGAUGUACUGGAGCGUGAGCUGAAUAUCAUGAUAUUCCAGUUAAAUCAAGAGAAACCCAAUGUAAAGAAAAGGAAGGGCAAAUUUAAAAGAAGCCGGUUAAAACUUAAAGAUGGACACAGAAUUAGUUUGCCUUCAGAUUUCCAGCACAAAAUAACAGUGCAGGCAUCCCCCAAUCUGGACAAGAGGAGGAGUUUAAACAGUAACAGCUCUAGUCCAUCAAGUAGCCCCACAAUAAUUCCUCGUCUUCGAGCUAUACAAUUAACUUCAGAUGAAAGCAACAGAACUUGGGGAAGGAGCACGACAUACCACCAAGAAGAGUUUGAAGAUGUGAAGAGAAGUUUUAAAAAGAGAGGUUGUACAUGGGGACCAAGUUCAGUUCAAACAAAGGAUCGUGCAGAUUCUAAGGACAAAGUAAGACCCCUUUCAGAUGGCAGCAACCCAUGGUCAACCGUUCUAAUGAAAAAUCAGAAGGGUGUUCCCUUAGCUUCACUAUUUGUGGAUCAAGGUGUCUGUACUGAUAAGAAACUUCUCCCUGAAGGUUUGGACAGUAAAAGACCAAAGCCAAUUAAGUUGCCGAAUCAGGCCUAUAUUAACCUACCUCUUUGGAAAGAUGAUCAGGGAGAGAAUACAGUAGAACAUGAGAGCUUUGAAGAAGGAACCUCUGCUAGUUCUACAAAUAGUACUCCUCAAAUGACACCUACAAACAGUCUGAGCAGGACGCUGCAGAAAAAGAAGACUGAUUCAGUGCUGUAUGGAUGUGCUGUCCUCCUUGCAUCGGUUGCCCUGGGCUUAGAUAUCAGGGAGCUGAACAAAUCACAGGGUCCAGAUGAACUCUUGCCUAAAGAUGAGAAGAAGCAGCGUGAUGGAAUAUUUCAGCGUGCUUCAAAAUUUCGCAGGAGCGUUUUUUUGCAGUCCAAGAAAGAAGAAACAAGUAUUCCAUCCCUAAAUCCAGCUGCAAAUACUGUGAAUCUUCUCUCUAUGCCCUCCAUUUCCACAAAAUGCCUACUUCAGUCUGAUAGUGAAGAUGCAUUUGUAAGCACUGUGCUUGGUGGCUGUGGUCCAUGUAGUUCCACUGAUGACUUUUCAUCUGAAACUUCUGAAAAUAAGAGAGAACAGAGGAUACAGCUGGCUCCUAACACAGUUUCUACACGAUUAAAAAAUCAACCUUUUAAUCUUUCUCUGAAACAAGACUCUCAAAAUGUGCCAAAUGAUUCCUUGACAAAGUUAAGUGUGUUGGGUCACAGACGAACCUUAUCAGAUGGGAACAAUUUUCAGACCACAGCUAAUGGAUUUGCUUCAACCAGUGAUGUCUCCGCAUUACCAGUUCUGUCAGUUACUGGACCUCUGCGUUGUCCGUCUGUUCAACAAAGAAGCAAUCACAGGGAUGUUUCAACUGAAAAGCAAAGCGCUGUCAAUAUUAUAUCAAGGCCUCGACCUUCUUCUCUAAGAAAUAAAAUUGAUGCAUGGCAAAUUAUUCCACGUAUUAUUAAACCAAACUCUAAAGACUCUGAAUAUUUAGAGGGCAGUGUAGAUCCAGAUGUAAACUUCUUGCCAGGAACUGAGGAAAGAACUAACUGCCACAUGCCCUCGUUACUUGAUAUUGAUGUGGAAGGCCAAAACAGAGACUGUACUGUGCCUUUAUGUAGAAUGAAGAACAAAACUUGUCGACCAUCUAUAUAUGAACUGGAGAGAGAGUUUCUGUCGUGA
Cariama cristata (Red-legged seriema) is the source of this 2340-nucleotide messenger RNA. It is a transcript of the gene MAP3K21, whose product is annotated as mitogen-activated protein kinase kinase kinase MLK4. NCBI's taxonomy places the organism in Eukaryota, Metazoa, Chordata, Aves, Cariamiformes, Cariamidae. The record is from RefSeq and is a predicted model, not a curated record. Gene Ontology annotation, biological process: protein phosphorylation. Gene Ontology annotation, molecular function: ATP binding; JUN kinase kinase kinase activity.